UGUUCGAACUGUUUUGGCCGUCCAGGCGUCUUGCUUCCAGGCAGGUCCCUUAAUGGACUGGGGACAGUUCAGCCGAAGUGUUGCCUCCUAAUCAGUGAGAAUGGAUGCAAAAGUGACGAGAGACGUUUGUGAAAUUUUGGGUGAUCAAAUUUGCUAGGAGGGGAUGAAAGACUGCAUAUGACAUCAUAUUGCCUAUUCUUUGUUUUACAAGAUAACUUGAGAGUGGCUCCUCCCAGAACAUAAAGUGACCAUGGUAUUUGACCAUUAUCGUUUAGAGGCUCUCCUUGCUGUUGGAGCUGCAUCGUUGGUUGCUUAUGUGAUUUGGGGACCUAAAGCCACCAAAUCAAGGAGUGCUAAUGCUGCUGGUGUGCUGGCUGGACUUCAGAAUGUGGGCAACUCGUGCUUCUUGAAUGCGGUGCUACAGGCUCUGUGCUCCAGCCCGGCGGUGAUGAGGUGGCUGUCGCGGCCGGCCGGCGGCGCGCGACCCGCGCACGCCCGACUGCGGGCCGCCCUACUGGAUGUCAUACAUGUGGUGAACCGGACGCACGGCGAGCUGCGCGCCGACCCGUUCACCCCGGCCGGCGUGCUCGCCUGCCUCUCCUCGCUCGGCUGGCUCAUCCACAGCGAGGAGCAGGACACACACGAAAUGUUCUACGUGCUGAUCAGCACGCUGCAGGAGGAGCCGGCUGCGCCGCCGCCACUCUCCGCCGACAGCCUGCGCGCGCCUGGCGCUGAGGGCGCCACCGGCCGGGGUGGGGCGGACGACGGCGCCGGCGCCUGGAGCCAGGGCGCCGGUGGCAGACGACGUCUGCCCAGACGGGGGCUGGUGCUCAGGUGGCGCCACCGUCGAGCGCCGCAGCCGCUCAGCCUGCCGGCGCUGCUGGGCCAGUUCAGCGCCCGCGAGACCGUGCACGACGUCACCUGCGACGCCUGUCAACAGCGCGGCCGCUUCUCCAAGCGCACCCUGGUCGCCAAGCUGCCGUCCGCCCUCUGCCUCCACCUGCCACGCACCACGUGGGAACAGAGCGGCCAGGCGGCCAAGCGCGGCGACCACGUGGCGUUUUUCGAGACGCUCAACAUGUUCCCGUAUACGUACGCGGCCAGCGGCCAGGUGAAUGGGGGCGGCCGGCCGUCUCCCACCGACACCGGUCGACACCGCUACCGGCUGACGGCCGUCAUCGUGCACAGCGGCUACGCUUCGUCCGGACACUUCGUCACGUACCGGCGGCUGACGGACCCGGCCGACAACAGGUGGUUCUACACGUCCGACACGCUCGUCAGCCAGGCGUCGCGCUCCGAGGUGUUCGCCGCCGCCGCCUACAUGCUCUUCUACGAGCGGGCCAGCAGCAGCGACGGUGCGGCCGCGCGGCCCGCGCUGCCGCUGCCGGUCGGGGCCCGGUGAGGCGUCGCUUCCCUCGCCGCUCCGGCGGGUGUGCUUCCCCGCCGUCAGUCAAAUAGUGCUCAACGUUGUGAUACGAUGCCCACGCUGAGGUAGCCGGGUGACGCUUAGACAGAGAUGUGUGUGGAUCGGUGCUGUGCGCCGGAGCUUCAAGCCGCCAAACGGAGUGCCUUGUGUGGGGGCGGCGGUGCGCCUGCCCCCUGUGGCCAGUGUUCCUAUGACCGUCGGCUUCACUGGUGUAGGGUGUGAACUCCGUCCCCUGCCCCGGGCGCCGCGGGGUCCACCCAGUCACCGCGCGCGUAUUGCCGACUCGACCUUUACGGCUGGAGGUACUCUUGGCGGGGCUUAAUGAGGCCAUUACGACGGGCUGGCCUGUGAAGUAGUUAGCGGCGGACUUUUGUGGCUGGCUGUGCGGUCGCCGGGCCGCCAGUGACGUGUUUUCGACGAGAAUACACACCAAG
Molecule: messenger RNA, 1860 nt
Organism: Pollicipes pollicipes
Lineage: Eukaryota; Metazoa; Arthropoda; Thecostraca; Pollicipedomorpha; Pollicipedidae
Gene: Usp30
Product: ubiquitin specific protease 30
Exons: 8
Coding region: 251-1402 (383 amino acids)
Biological process (GO): protein deubiquitination
Cellular component (GO): cytosol; nucleus
Molecular function (GO): cysteine-type deubiquitinase activity
Source: RefSeq, a predicted model, not a curated record